AUGAAUAUAUGGGACUCCAUUCGGAGAGAUUCCCAGGACCGGGUCAGGGACCUAAUCAAGCACGGAUAUGAUUUGACCACGGUGGAUAAAGCAGGGGACACGCCACUCACGUUGGCUUCGCGAUCAGGAACGGAAGACAUGGUCAGGCUUCUUCUCGAGGCGGGAGUUGACCCGGACUUUGGCCCUUGCUUCCCGCUCAGCGCUGCCUGUGCCAAUGGCAGGCUAUCGUCGGUCAAAGUGCUGCUUGAGGCAGGGGCCAAUGUCAAUCGGGGUCAUCCCUUGACCGGUACCCCGCUGAUAAACGCGGCGGUUAAGAAGUAUGCGGAUAUCGUCAUGUUUCUUCUGCGGAACGGCGCUGAUGUCAACGCGACAAAUUCAGCUUGGAUGACUGCUUUACAUUGGGCUGCAUUACUGGGCCUAGUCAAUAUGGCCCAGUGCUUGGUGCGACACGGGGCCGAUUUGAUACCUAGCGAGUAUUUUCAAUAUCCGGAUCGUUUUACUCCUCUCGCCCAUGCGGCGCACCAUGAUCACCUCGAGAUGGUCAAGUAUCUCAUCGGGAAGAUGGAGGAGCAGGGCGUCGCCGGGAGUGACAGAGGCCUGGCUCUCUGCGCCGCAGCUGGGAGCGGACAUGUGGAAAUUAUAAAUCUGCUGCUUGAACAUGGGUGGCAUAAUAUGGAACUGCCCAAGGGAUCGUCGCCAUUGUUGUACGCGAUAGCCCACGCCCAACCAACCAUCGCCGAGCUUUUCCUCUCCAGAGGUGCUGACGUACAGGCAACAUUUGGCAGAGAAAAGAAGACGGCAUUGCAUUUUGCUGCUUUGUGGGGCCAAGUUAGGCUUCUCAGAAAUCUAAUCCGCCGGGGAGCUAACUUCGAGGCCAGAACCAAGACCGAAGGGGAAACGCCUCUCCAUGUAGCGUCGAAAAACCGGUACCCUUCGUACGGUUUGAAGUUAGUGAGAGCUCUAUUGAACGCGGGUGCAGACAUAGCCAGUCGUAGAAAUGAUGGUCGAAACAUCCUCCAUCUAGCAGCUUCGGUCGGUAAUGUGCCGCUUCUCGGGAGAGCACUGAGGCACGGCAUAGAUCCUGAUAGUAAGACGGUCCGCGGGUUGACGCCGCUGGCUAUUGCUGCAGAAUAUGGUCAGCUCGGUUCCAUUAGUAUACUUCUCAGGUGGGGUGCCAGCAUCGACGCCAGAUGCAAUGAGAAUUGCACUCCGCUUCAUGUAGCAGUUGUUCAGGGGCAGUGGCCAGCGGUUGGCCUCCUCGUCGAGAAUGGGUCUAGCUUGGAUCUUUUGAAUUCCCGAGGAUAUAGUCCUCUCCAAGAGGCAAGAGAACAUGGUCAUAAAGCUGCAGAGACGAUUCUUCUACAGGCUGGGGCAGCAGAGAAUUCUCGUCCCGAAACGGCAUGUGUCCAUCACAGAAACAAUCAGCACCAGAUAGCAGCGAUGAAGCGGACGAUGAUACUCAGCAUUAUGGGAACCAAGACCCAACUAAGAGCGAAAUCCUCGCCGCUUGCUGGGUGGUUGGGCGAUUGGGCCACCGAAUUCUCGCCCUCGUUACAGCUCCUGCAGAAAGAGCUAGAAUCAACGUGUUGA
Clonostachys rhizophaga is the source of this 1590-nucleotide messenger RNA. The record is from the annotation of a GenBank genome assembly. NCBI's taxonomy places the organism in Eukaryota, Fungi, Ascomycota, Sordariomycetes, Hypocreales, Bionectriaceae.